CCCCAUAGGGAGCUUCACCGAAGCAGAUAUUCACAAUUACGGUACCCACAACUGCAUCUGGUUGGGACAUCGCCGGGAUAAUUGUUUUUUUCCCCUCCGUAGCCAUUUUGGCUCGAGCCACUUUGGCUCAAGCUGGUUCUUCCCCUCUCCGUCCGUCGCGGGGGCAUGGUGGCUGCGCGGGCCGGCGGACGAGCUGAAGGAGGUGGCUGCGGGGGGCCGCCCGCCGAAAGGCGAUGGCGGCCUGCGGCGCGGCGGGCGGCCGAGGCGGCAGCGCUGGGGCCUACCGCCGCCCGCCGUGCUGCGCGGGCGCGAGCUUGCUCGGCCUGCGAAGUGGCCCUGCGAGCAGCCGUGGGCGCAGGCAGCGCCCCUGGCUCGUGGCGUGAUCGGGAGCUUGCCUCUCGGACGGCGUCAUGGUGCCGGGCGGUUGGGUGCCGGGUGCCUGGCGCGGCCAGGCGGCGGCGCAACGCGCAGCAUGCGGUGCGUGUGCCCGCGGGCGGCGUCGCCACGGCUUCUCCGUGGAAGCUAGCGUGGGCCGCAGGCGGGCCGCGGCUGGACAUGCAGGACGCCCCGUGCGUGCAGGGCGUGGAGGGCGAGCAGGGGCAGCGGGCUUUGGCGCCGCUCAGCGCGGACUGGGAGGCGACGCUGGAGCCCGGCAUCACCAGCUGCAGCGAGGCGCUCGAGAGCGGGGGAAAAGUUAUCCACGUUGCCGAGCUCGGGCCGAGGCUGCUCAGCAUGGCGGAUGAGGCCUCCGAUGAAGGUAGUGAAGGUGUUGACGGCAGAGUACGUCGAGAGCAUCUUCCACGCGAGACAGAGCGAGAUGGACCCCCAGAGCCCCGUGGCGUCGGAGGGGGCGAGGGGGAAGGCACCGAGCUGAUCCUCGUGGCGUCGAUGGGCGUCGUGGGCGUGGACUCGGAGGCCGAGCUGAUCGAGGCGUCGUUGGGCGUCGUGGACGUGGGCUCGGAGGUGGCUUCGGAGCUCGAGGUGGUCGCGGGAGGCUCCGACUGGCUGGCUCCAGGUGUCUAGCAACCGCGAGACCAUGUGGCUGAGGCGGAGGCUUUUGGCGAGGGUCUGGCAGCUGGAUGGCGCCUGGCUGGACGGGGCGGCGCCGCGGCGGAGAGCUCGGAGGCGGCCCCCACGGCGGCUGUUGCUGUAAUCCAGGCGUUGCGGUGGAGGCAGAGACGGCGCCAGAGGAGGAUCCUUCGGUGCUGGAAGAACCAUGCGUACGCGGUGAUGUGGCAGUUAGCCGACCUGCAGGGAGAGCUGGACGGCGUUCUCAGCAUAUCGACCUGAGUGUGACGGCGCCGCGGCAGGUACUGAGGCCUGAGUCGUGCCUUGCUUGGGCCGUCUUGGGCGUCUCCUCGGCCAUCUCGGAGCCCUCUUGGGCAGUCCCCCUACUGCUCUUCCUUUCUCCCUCUGCCCCCUUCCCUCCCUUGUCCCUCUUCUCGCUCCUCCUCUUUCUCUCUCUCUCUCUCUCUUUCUCUCUCUCUCUCUCUUCUGUCUGCUCUCUUCACUUCUGGCCUCACAUUUUUGUUUCUCUUCUGUUCUCUUAUCUUCCCUUCUCUUUUCUGCGCGUGCGAAUUCCGCGGUGCCGUACUGGUUUCUCACACGGCCUCGCAAGAUCAUAUUCAAGCGCUCCCGAGCAUGGCGCGCGCGUGCAACGGCCUCGGGACGGACGGAGUCCGGAGGGGUGCAGGGUGCCGAGGUCGACGGUUUGCGGGCCUGCCAGACAGUGUCCAAGAGUAGGAGGAACGCUUGGACUGCAAGA
Prorocentrum cordatum is the source of this 1765-nucleotide messenger RNA. NCBI's taxonomy places the organism in Eukaryota, Dinophyceae, Prorocentrales, Prorocentraceae. The record is from the annotation of a GenBank genome assembly.